UCAGUGGCCAGAUUCACCCCUGGAAGUUGCGAUGAGCCUCCUCCUCUUCCUUGGGAGAUUUGCUAUUUAUAUUUUCCCAGUUUUUGCUUCCUGGGAUGUCACUUACCCCAGUGGCCUAUGGGCUGUCAAAGAUUCCUGUGCCGUGGUUCCGUGCACUUUCACCUUCCCCAGCACAAUCUCUGUCACAGAUGGGAUCACUGCCAUCUGGUUCAAAGAAGAGGAUAGCCAGCAGAUCACAGUUUUCCAUUCGAAGUCUCCCGAGACGGCCAACGCUCGCUUUCAUGGCCGCGUCGAACUGCUGGGGGAUGCCCUUGCGCAGAACUGCACCCUGCUCCUGCGACGCUUGGUGAGCGAAGACAGCGGCAAGUACCACUUCCGGUUUGAAAUUGACUCAGUGAACAGCUGGACGCAGAAGAGUAUGCUUCAGCUGACCGUCACUGAUAACCCUGAUGCUCCCACCAUUGCUUCCCUGGAAGAUCUGCAGGAGGGAGUGCUGGCAACUUUUAACUGUUCCAGUCCAUACAUCUGUCCCUACGACCACAGCUCCCUGCAAUGGUUUGGCUACAACCCCGAGACCACACGUGUGUCUGGGGUGGUCCAGCUUGACACCACUGCAGCCAUCUGGAAGCAAACUCUCCAAACAGCACUGACCUGGAAGGACCACCAGCACAAGUUGGGCUGUGAAGCAUCUGUUGGGACCCAGAGGGCAAGGGGGGAAGUGACUCUCCGUGUGGCACAUGCCCCCAAAGGCAUCAAGGUGACCAUGGACCCACCUGGCAAAAACAUCCGAGUGGGCGAUGCAGUGUCUCUGGUGUGCAAUGUUAGCAGCAGCUACCCAGAAGUCACGGCCUACAGGUGGUUCAAGGACGGCCUUGCCUCGGGGACGGAGCAGGUCAAAAACAUCCAGCAUGCUUCCCGCAAGGAUUAUGGCCUCUACCACUGUGAGGCAGAAAACCUGCUUGGCACGGGGGUGGCCGAAGCCGUCACACUCCUUAUUUUCUCUGCUGUGCUGUCAGUAAGUCCUUCCUCCAGUGUAAGAGAAGGUCAGACGGUCACCUUGACUUGUGACGUUCCUGGAGAAGACCAGCAGGAGAUCCACUACAGCUGGUACAAGAACAACAUCUGGUUCAAGGAAGGCACAGCCCGGAUCUUGAUCUUUCAGGAGGUGACUGUUGGGGACACCGGGUAUUACAUGUGCAAAGUUCAGAAUGACAAAGGAAGCGAGACGUCCCCGGCUAUCAGCUUAACGGUCUUCUAUCCUCCAAGGUCCCCAUCCCUCUCCUUGUUCCAGGAGACCCAGAGAGGGGAGCUGGCCAUUGUUCACUGCACGGUUGACAGCAACCCCCAGUCAACAUUGAGCCUUUUCCGGGACCGGCAACUCCUGGCCACCACUAGCUCACACUCGGCACCCAGCCAGCGGAUCGGCAUCACAACCACUCGCAACUCCUUGAGGCUAGAGAUCCAAAAGGUCAUCCCAGAAGACGAGGGGGAAUACCAGUGUGUAGCGACCAACAAGUAUGGGAAUGCCACCACUGCAAGUUUCUUCAGGACCCAAACUGCCAGGGUGGUGGCCAGCCCCUCCGGAGAGCUGGUUGAAGGCGAGCAAGUCACCCUGACCUGCACAAUCACCGCAGGGACUGAAGAGGAGACCACGUACACUUGGUAUAAGAAUGCCAGGUGGCUACAGCAGGGCCAGAAGGAUACUCUGGUCCUCUCUCCAGUGGUCAGCGGGGAUGCUGGGACCUUCCACUGUGUGGCUGAGAACAAGAAAGGAAGCCAUGCCGCACCACCCAUCACUCUGCGCGUGCUCUAUUCUCCGAGGCUGCCUGCGAUGAGCUCUUUCCUAGAGACCCAAGGAGGACAUCUGGGCACCCUCCAGUGCACGGUUGACAGCGACCCGCCCUCGGAGAUCACGUUGUACAAGGGUAACACGCUCUUGGGCUCCACCAGCGCGGCCCACGUGGCGACUGACCCAAGAGUGCACGUGGCAUUCUCGUAUAACACCCUGAAGGUGACCAUCAAGGACCUGGUGCUGGAUGAUGACGGGGAAUAUGCGUGCUCAGCACAAAACCACUAUGGAGAUGCCACGGCCACCAUGCAGUUCACCACGGAAGCCGCAAGAAUCACCAUCGCCCCAUCUCCAGAGGUCCGCGAAGGGGAAGCAGUCCGUCUCUCCUGCACGCUGAGCAGCAGCGUCUCAGCCUCGGCCAACCACUCCUGGUUCAAGGAGGGCGUCCGUCUCCCUGAGGCCUCGGGGCAGUCCCUGGUGUUCGAGCGAGUGGCCGUUGAGGACGCCGGGGGGUAUCAGUGCCGAGUGGAAAACCAAGGAGCCAGCAAGACCUCCAGUCCGGCCCUGCUGUCUGUGCUGUAUGACCCUAGGAAUCUUCACGUGUCACUUUUCAUGGAGACAGAGAGAGGAACAGUGGCCAUCUUCCAGUGUUCGGUGGAGUGCCAUCCCCCAGCCACAUUGGCUCUUUAUAAAGGAGACAACAUCUUGGCCACCAGCAGCUCAAAGACCGAUGCGGCCUCUCGCCGGAUAAGCGUCACAACCGGACGCAACGCCAUGCGCGUGGAGAUGACCGGUAUCGUGCCAGAAGAUGAAGGGAGCUACAACGUUACAGCCACCAACACGUAUGGAUCCACCUCCAGACAGCUGUACUUUCGGGUGCAGACGGCCCGGAUUCUGAUCACGCCGUCCCCAGAGUUGCUCGAAGGGAACAAAGUCAGCCUCACCUGUGACGUGAUGGGAAUCAUCCGAGAUGAGGCCAGCUUCUCCUGGUACCGGAACAGCAAACGCCUCCAAGGGAGCACAGGCGGCACACUCGUUUUCCCGCAAAUAACCCAGCAGGAGGCGGGGUCCUAUCACUGCAAAGCCCAGAUGCCAGAUCAGGAGAGCAUCAGCAUCUCCCCGUCUGUCAGCAUAACCGUUUUUUACCCCCCUCGGAAACCGCAGGUGGCGGCUUUCCUUCUUCUGGCGCAGGGCAGCCGGGUGGCCGUCAUCCGCUGCACGGUGGAGAGCGAGCCCCAGGCCCACCUUGCCAUACGCAAAGGCCAGGAGCUCUUGGCCUCCAGCACCGACUCCCGCCCUCCCCUCAACCCGCGGGUCAAGGCUUCCCCCACGUACAACGGCUUGAGCGUGGAGAUCUGGGACCUGGUGAUGGAGGACGAGGGGGAGUACCUGUGCGCCGCGAGCAACCGAUACGGCAACGGGAGCAGCCGGGUCGCCUUCAGGGCAGAGCCCGCACGGCUAUGGAUUUCUCCUCCAGACGUCCUUGAAGGGAACUCAGUCAACCUGACCUGUGCGGUUGACACUGACGCUGUUGGUGAGAUGCACUACACCUGGUUUAAGAACAACGAGUGGUACGCGGAAGGCUUGUCCAAGACUCUGCUCCUCCACCAGGCCACAGCGGCAGAUGCCGGGGCCUACUACUGCACCGUCAAGACCCGGGAAAGGAUGCGGAACUCGUCCUUAAGCACCUUGAACAUCCUCUAUCCUCCCAGGAAUCUGCUGGUGAAGUCCUUCUUGGAGAUUCAGAAAGGCAGGCUGGCCAUCAUCCUGUGCACCGUGGACAGUAACCCACCUUCUGUGCUCUCACUUCAUCGUGCUGACCAAGUCUUGGCAGCCAGCUCCUCCCAAAUCCGUGGGGUGCCGGACCUUAAGCUGGGUGCUGCUUCCUCCCCGAAUUCCUUGAGGCUCGAGAUCAAAGACGUCAGCCUGGAGGAUGAAGGAAGCUAUGAGUGCUUGGCGAGCAACACUGUUGGCAAAGCCCGUGCUUCUUUCAACUUCUCCGUGGAGACUGUAAGGCUGGUGAUCAAGCCUGUCCCAGAUGUGCAUGAAGGACAGCGUGCCUCCCUUAUCUGUGAAGAUGCUGACUCCCAAGCAUCAGCCAUUUACACUUGGUAUAAGGAUGCCAAAUGGUUGGGACAAGGUUCGGCCACCUCCUUCCCACUCCAACAUGUUACCCCCAGCGACACAGGAUCCUACUCUUGCCAAGUUCAAGACAAGAGGGGCAUCAGGACAUCCCCACCCAUCAUUCUGCAAGUGCACUAUGAGCCGAAGAAGGCCACCCUCACGUCCUUCCUGGAAACUCAGUCUGGAAACCAGGCUGUCCUGCAAUGUGCUGUGGAGAGCUACCCGCCCUCUGACCUCCUGCUGUACAGAGGACAUGUGAUUGUGGCUUCCAGCAGGACAUCUGGGAACUUGCCCGGCCAACGGCACAUCGUUCAUGCCUCUCACAACUCCCUGAAGCUGGAGAUCAAGGAGCUCCUUCUGGAGGACGAAGGGCGAUACCGCUGUCUGGCUAACAACACGUACGGGGCCUCUGCAUCGUCAAUACUCUUCAGAAUGGAGAAUGCAAGAAUCAUCACUGACCCAUCACCGGACGUUCAUGAAGGCACUAUGGCCAACCUGACCUGUGUGAUUGCCAGCCGGGCAGCAGAGCCUAUGAAUUAUACCUGGUACAAGAACAGCCGGUGGCUUCAGGGUGGACCCAGCCAAUCCCUCCUGCUGGGCAGGGUGGACAGAGAUGACACGGGUGCCUACCACUGCCAGGCAGCUGGAAGAACAGGCAGUGUGACCUCCGCCUCUGUCCUUCUGAACGUGCUCUAUGCACCGGAACGCCCCUCCUUAAGUGCCUACCUGGACAAUCAGAAUGGGAAGUUGGCUAUCAUCACCUGCAGAGUGAACAGCCACCCACCUUCCAGGCUGGCCUUGUACAAAGGAGGCCAACUCCUGGCUGACACCAAGAGCUUUUUCUCACCAGCUGGUCAGCGUUUCCUCACCUUCCCCUCCCAUAACAGCCUGAGACUGGAGAUUCGAGAUAUCACUGCACAGGAUUCAGGGCAUUUUGUGUGUCAAGCUCACAACCCAUUUGGCAACACAACUGGCAGCAUUGCCUUCAAUGCAGAAUUGCUCUCUGACCUGAACCUCUUCAAGAUCCUGGCGGGGAUAUCCACUGCCUUGGUCUGCAUAGCUGCUCUUUGCGGCCUGGCCUCCGCAGUGCAAAAGAACUACUCCCGGAUACACAAAGAGUGGAUAGCGUGGAAGCAUGAGAAAAGCAACAAGGAAGAAGUGGGGCAGGCUGAAAACAAAGAAGAUGCGAUCCAGCUGAAUGAAGACAGCCCCGAAACUCCUCCCACUGGACGACUCUGCCUCUCCUACAGAAGGCUGCCCCCAAAAGUGACUCCACCUGAGCCCAGCUGUACGAGCAUCUUGUGAACUUCGGGUGUGCAAGUGGCCCGAAGCCUGUGCUGAUCAGGCCGGACAAGGAGGAAGACUGUCUGUCUGAAGGGAGCUAUUCCAGAUCUUGAGUUAAUCCCUGCCCAAACACUCCCUUCGUCUCCCUCUUCAGCACACAGGGUUGGCCAGGCCCAACAAUCUUCACUCGUGCAAAAUGUUCAGAUCCAAAUUCAACCAUUUUCUUUUUUGAAAAACGGAGACUAUUUGGCCUUUUGCGCUGCCCCUUCCUUCCUCUUGGGAUGCCGGUUCUGAGUCUGUAGCUUCUUUUCCGCCCAGCCUUUCAGCCUGUCUCUCAAAGAGGCAGAGAAGUGGAUGCAUGGAGGGAUGUGCGCAGAUGCGCAUGGUGCUGAGCCUCCCCCUGUCCCCUCCUCUAUCUGCCCUUGGGCACUGCUGCUGUCCACUGGCCGGGUUGCGUCUGUCUGUUCAUCUCCCUGCGCAGUCUGUCGAGGCUUUACACUGCAAAACAGCUGAUUGUCUUAGUUCCAGCUUCACUGAUCUCUAUGCACCGUCAACUGCCCUUUCCCACUGCCAGCCCUCCAACCCAACAUUCCCCUAGCAACAGGGGAUUCCCCCCCGCCCCCGCCAUGUCCUGACUCACAGCAUCCAUGUCACUGUCACUGAUCCCAUCACAGGUCAAAUAAGUCCCUGUCCUGAUGUGUCUCACUGCCACCCUCAGAAGAAGCACCAACAUCCAGACUCACUCUACCAUGUUACUUUGCCAUCGCUUCUUUCCUUCUCCAGGAUCUUCAGUCAUCUACUGCUGGGUAUUUGGCAUCUCAGACCGAGAGAAACCGUUUUGCCUACGUCGCAGGAGGAGAACCGUGAGAGUCUGUGGUAGCCAAAAAUCAGGAGGAGCCUGGUAGCACUUUUUUAGACUAACAGAUUCUAUCAGGAGGCAGAAGCGUUCACAAGCUUGCUUGCUUAGUGUGAAAAAGUGCUACCAGGCGUUUUGCUGACAGUCGUCCUCAGAUUCUUGGCCAGGCGUUGCACAGUCGCAACUAUGGCUGUGUCAUUAGAGGUGAUGGUCUGUGCACUUUGUGCUCAGUGGCACCCAAGGGAAAGGGGCUAGAAUCUUGCACAGGGCCGUAACGCUCACCCUUUGGCAUGAUUUUGGCAGACGGCCUGUCCGUAGACCUCAUGUCAUUGCAGGAAAGUAUGGAAGUGGGAGGCAGUAUUGUUAGCAGAUUGCUCGGAAAGCCUUUGGCCCAGGAGAGAUCAGAAAAGUCACACACCAGGCAUUUCUAUAAAAAUAAUUUUAUCUACAGAAAGCAAAGGUAUUUACAGGCUCUCAGUGAGAGCUGCUUAACUCUACAUGCCUACACAGAAGGGAAACUGAAACUAAAACAAGUCCAGGCAAGUUCUUCUCCCCAGGUGCAAAAAUUAACAUCUGAAAAGAGGACAAUUAAAUUCAACCUCUUCACCUGGCCAAAAUGAUUAGUUACCAUAGUAACUUUAAUCUGUAGUAGAAAACAUAUUAACAAGUAUCACACUUCAAAUAUGUUUAAAGACAAAUUUCAUGCUGGGCAAAGUUAGGAAAAGUAUUAAAAAUAACACUCCCCACACUGUAAUGCCCUUAUAUAAAUGUAUUGUACAUCUGUAUCUGGAAUACUGUAUAUAAGUUGAGUCUCCACAUUUGGGAAAGGAUAUAAUAAUGCUGGAAAGGGGCAGAAGGGGGCAAUCAAAAUGAUCAGGUUGCAGGCUUAAGAGUCUUUGGAAAUGGAGCGGCUUAUAAGCUAAAGUAAUAAAAAUCAAAAUUAGAAGUAAAUAAGUCACACCCUUCCAUGUG
This is a messenger RNA of Candoia aspera, 7025 nucleotides long. RefSeq names its product sialic acid binding Ig like lectin 1 (gene SIGLEC1). Gene Ontology annotation, cellular component: plasma membrane; late endosome; early endosome. Gene Ontology annotation, molecular function: virion binding. The coding region runs from base 32 to 5218 and encodes 1728 amino acids. The transcript is spliced from 21 exons. Lineage: Eukaryota; Metazoa; Chordata; Lepidosauria; Squamata; Candoiidae. The record is from RefSeq and is a predicted model, not a curated record. Gene Ontology annotation, biological process: clathrin-dependent endocytosis of virus by host cell.